Dermacentor albipictus is the source of this 1984-nucleotide messenger RNA. RefSeq names its product E3 ubiquitin-protein ligase RNF14-like. The record is from RefSeq and is a predicted model, not a curated record. Gene Ontology annotation, molecular function: ubiquitin protein ligase activity; zinc ion binding; ubiquitin conjugating enzyme binding. NCBI's taxonomy places the organism in Eukaryota, Metazoa, Arthropoda, Arachnida, Ixodida, Ixodidae. Gene Ontology annotation, cellular component: cytoplasm; ubiquitin ligase complex. Gene Ontology annotation, biological process: protein polyubiquitination; positive regulation of proteasomal ubiquitin-dependent protein catabolic process; ubiquitin-dependent protein catabolic process.
CGUCCAAAGCGUACAGUACUGCCGGUAGUCAAUCCAAUCCAGACAGCCGAUAAGAAACACGGAAAUACUCGGAAACGCUCCAUGAAUAUUUGUCCUUGACUACUUAAUCGCUUUUCUUGAAACCCUGUAGUUAACGCCAUCAACGCUGUUGUUUCCUCUCCUUAACACCACCAGUAACACGGCGGACGCGCCCAUUCUGUGUGAACUCUGUGUUUGCUGUGCUGCAAGGUUCAGCAAUGUGUGCGUGUGCAGUGCUUGCUGCGCGACUUCUCGAAUAGACGUGGGCGAUACACGCUGGACCACAUCACAGAUGAUCUUCUCGAGCAAGCAUUCAGAGGGCGCUUGUUGGCAUGGCAGACGAGGAGGAGCAAGAGAACGAGCUGCUUGUUCUGGAGAGCAUUUACGACGCCUCGGUCUUCGGAGUGAGCAAGAAGCAAGGCCACUACCCCGAAGGACAUUUCCUCGCUCGCGUUGAAGUUCCCAAGCCGUUCCGCGUGCUGGUGCCUAGAGUGAAUGCCCCAGAAGAAAUACAGGAGAUUUCGCUGGAACAUUUGCCUCCAAUUGUUUUGGACUUUCAGUUGCCUGCCAACUACCCCUCUAAAUCGGCACCUCGUUUCUGCCUGAGCUGCCCGUGGCUUACAUUGAAAGAGCUGGAGAAGUUAAGCCAUGCGUUAGAUCGCACCUGGCAGCAGGACCAAAACACUGUGGUGCUGUACCGCUGGAUGACACUGCUGGACACUGAAGCAGCAGACAUUCUGCGACUGUCAUCUAGCCACACCUUGGUGCCUCUCUUCGAGGAACUGACCAGGCUGCGUGCAUAUAGGAGAACAAAGUGGAAAAAGUGCUACACAUACCGUGGCAAUGGACGCACUGAUGUGCGUGUCUUUAAGGAGGCAGUAGACCCGCUAACAUUGACCACUCUUCUCACUGAGUAUAACAGCCGAGAAAAGCGGCGGCUGUUUGACCUACAGUGGCUGACCUGCCAGGUGUGUCUGACAUCCAAGUUGGGCUCGGAGUUUGAACUGGUUAUUGGCUGCGACCACCCGUUCUGCCGGAGCUGCCUCCGCGAGCAUUUUCGCAUCCAAAUCGAGAGUGGCUGUGCCAACCAGCUCCGCUGUCCGCAGGAGAAAUGCACCACGCAGGUGGUGCCCACACAGGUGAAGGCGCUCGUUGGCGAUGCUCUUGGCUCACGCUACGAGGAGAGCCUGCUCAGUGCCUACCUGGACUCCCAGGAGGACCUGACCUACUGCCCCCGGCUGCAGUGCCAGCGGCCAGUGGUGUUAGACCCGGGUCUGCCCAUGGCACAGUGUGCCAGUUGCCAUUUUGUUUUCUGCCUCUACUGCCGCAUGGUGUACCACGGGGUCCAGCCCUGCCGUCUCAAGCCUGGGGAACAGAGGGCUAUCCGAGAUGAAUACCUGUCAGCAACUCCAGCGGCGAAACAAGCAAUGGAGAAGCGGUACGGGAGGCGCACGCUGCAGCUUCUAGUGGACGAAUCGCUCACCCAGGACUGGAUGCAAGAGAACAGCAAGAAGUGCCCGCACUGUGGCAUUUCCAUCGAGAAGCAAGAUGGCUGCAACAAGAUGACUUGCUGGCGCUGUGGAACCUAUUUCUGUUGGAUCUGUGUGGUGGCCCUGAAGGCGUCCGGGAACCCAUACCAGCAUUUCAGUGAUCCCAGGUCCGGCUGCUUUAACAAGCUGUUUGAAGGGGCAGAUGAUAUUGCCGAAGAGGACGACCACGAAUUUGGAGAGUUUUUGUGAACAUUCGUUACCUCUACAGUUCCUGUCCAAGACAGUGCCUAGUUUUUUUCCGAGCCUCAUUCAGGCUGUGUUUGGCUCACAACACUGCAGCUGAUUGGAUCACCGUAGAUGACAUGGAAGACAUGACGGUGGCAUGAAAAACUGGAUGUGCACCAUGGAAAGCAACAUGUAUCCGCAAGGAAGCACUUCAAUCUAAGUUCUGUAAUAAAUUCUUUUCUUUUUUUUCA